Physella acuta is the source of this 4022-nucleotide messenger RNA. Its product is annotated as solute carrier organic anion transporter family member 4C1. Gene Ontology annotation, molecular function: protein binding. The record is from RefSeq and is a predicted model, not a curated record. Gene Ontology annotation, cellular component: basolateral plasma membrane. Lineage: Eukaryota; Metazoa; Mollusca; Gastropoda; Physidae. Gene Ontology annotation, biological process: transmembrane transport; sodium-independent organic anion transport.
CUAUGAUGUAAACCAAUGGCUGACACAAUAAUAUUAUGUUUUAUAUUUGGAAUGGAUACGGCAUCUUACAGAGAUAUUUACACAUAUCACCAGUGAAUUUAUUGUACGCAAGAGUGGCGUCUAGCUGGUGUGCUUUGUAAGAAAUUGAGCUCCUCUUCAGCUUAAGCCGUCAUUGUUUAUAAUGUUUACCGUCUAGAUCUUAAAUCUAGUAAGAGUGCAGAGUUAGGUUUUUUUGCCAUUUUUGGUUGAAAAAAAAAACGAAAGUCAAAAAGUAAAAAUAAAUGCAUAGAUUUAGAUCUAUAAAAACAAAGCUUCACUUCUGCAACAAGUAACAAGCCUAUUUUCUAAAUAUAAGAAAUAGUCACCAUCUAUAAUAAUUACCAUCAAUUAAAAGAUAUUUGAAAAUGACAGUCACAACAUCAGCCGACGGUUUGGUAAAUAAAAAUGAGCAGAGUGAAACAAAGGAACCAGAAUUACACAGGCUGUCUUCAACAGUAGAUGCCCCUCCAAAAGAAAAAUCCAUGCCAGAAGAGGAAGAGAAUAGAGAAGGUAGAGAAGCCAGAAGAAGCAGUGAAGAUAGUUCCAACAGAUGUGGGUAUGGGCGAUGGCGUCCCCAGUUUUUGCAGACCUUCAACUCCCCCAAUUGUCUUGUUUUCUUUAUGGGAGUCUAUUCUCUUGUUUUAGGUUUUGAAGUUAAUGGGGUCCAAAAUGUGAACGUCUCCUCCAUAGAAAGAAGAUAUGAUCUAGACAGUACCAAUCUAGGAUUUGUAUCCAGCGCUUACGAUGUGUCAGCAGCCAUGUUAGCUGUCGUCAUUGGUUACAUAGGGUCAGGCAGGCGGAAGCCACGCAUGCUCUCUAUCACUAUCCUCUUCUCAGCCAUUGGUUCGUUUUGUAUGGCCGUGCCGCACUUCACCGCUGGGCAGUACACGCUAGGGAUGGCCCCGGAGAAGAUCUGCGUCCUGGGCGCCAGCACCACAGCCAACUGCACCAAUGUCCCUCAUUCCUCCCCGCUUAGUAACUACUUGUACGUGUUUCUAUUCUCCCAACUACUCCACGGAAUCGGCGGCACUACGCUCUUCACUGUUGGAAUAUCUUUAAUGGAUGACAGCGUUGUGCCUCAGAAAACACCCCUCUUCCUAGGGAUUAUCUACGGGUGUAAUAUUUUAGGCUCGGGUCUAGGAUACAUUAUCGGUGGACAGCUGCUUAAUAUAUAUGUUGAUUUCGACACGCUCGACUCCAUUAAGCUUACUCCAAAAGAUCCCCGCUGGCUAGGCGCCUGGUGGCUUGGACCAACAAUUGCAGCAGUUCUUCAACUGGUUGUGUACGUACCCAUAUCUUUAUACGGCUCGGAGCUACCUGGAACACAGGAUAUCAGACAAAACCGGAAACCGGAAGCUCACGCUGUGGCCUCCGGCCUGUCGUCAAAGUUCAAGAACAACAAAUUUAUGGCCACCACCAUGACCGUGUUGAGAAACCCCUGCUUUGUGUUCGUCACACUGGGCAUGACCACCGAGGCAAUGUUUAUGUCUGGGUCUGCUGCCUUCCUGCCAAAGUUUAUUGAGAAUCAGUAUGGGAUUCCAGCCUCGCGGGCUGCCGUCUUCGCAGGUAUUGCUGUGGUCCCUGCAGCUGUGUGUGGACUUGUGAUGGGUGGUUUCAUUGCCAAAAAGUUCAACUUCACCAUCACCCAAGCACUCAAGUACAUGAUUGUUACUGGCUCCUUGUCAGUUUUAAGCUGUGCUGUUGUGUGGAUCCGGUGUGAGCAUAGCAGUAUAUAUGGUGUCUCAAUUCCUUACAUCAGUGGGUCAACUGGGAACUACCCCAUCAAACUGGACACCACAUGCAACAGUCUGUGCAACUGUGACACAGAUGCCUUUGAGCCUGUCUGCAACAAGGACACCAGUUUAUAUUUCUCACCCUGUUAUGCUGGCUGUAUCAAACAAACUGGGAAUGACUUCCAUAACUGCUCCUGCAUUGAUGCCAUCAAUAUGAGAAAUGACAUCGGCAGCCAGAUCAGUAAAACUCUUGGCUCUGAGAACUGUCGCAAGUCCUGCCCUCUGCUCUUUGUGUUUGUCAUCCUGCUGUUCUUUGCUAUGUGUAUCUCCUUCAUGCCUAUAGCACCCUGUGAUGCCGUACAACUUAGAUGUGUUCAUGAAGAUCAUAAAGUUUAUGCUCAAGGAAUUAAAACCCUCAUAGUUCGGAUGCUAGGGUCUUUCAUGGGUCCAGUCCUAAUGGGCAAGCUGCUUGAUCUAACCUGCGACACCUGGCGCGAGAAGUGCGGACAGAGGCUAUCCUGCUGGCUGUACGACCCAGAUCACCUGGUGACUGGUGUCUAUGUCUACUCCAUCUCCCUCAAAGGCCUGUCUGUCAUCUUCAGCUCGCUGGCUCUCAAGUUUUAUCGCCCUCCACCUAGCACCGAGCUUGUGGUCGCUUUCAAUGUAACAAGCCCAUCGCCAGCUGAUGGUGAACAGGAUGAAACAUACCAGAAUGAUGAAGCUGUCAUUGAAGAAAACCAAGUGAAACCAAUGCUAAGUGAAGUGGUCAGACAGCACAGCUACAGCUCAGUGUAACUUUAAAAAUGGAGGCAGUCUUAGACAAGGUCAUCAGACAGGCAGUUUCAACAGACAAGCAGAUCCGACAGGAGAAGGUGAUACCCCCCAUCUGCUCAGGAAUUAUUUUUUAUUGGCUCUAUUGCUGUUUGUCAUCUUGGUUAGCCUGCUGAAAAUCCAGCAUUUGUAGUUAGCAUUUUUUUUUAUCCAGCCUGUCUGAAGUGUGGUGUCUGUUGUUGUAGCUCUCCGAACUGUUUUCAAGGAUUUCACUCAUUUCUACAGCUAUCAUCAAGUCAGUAUUUUUCAUUGUCCUCAUAGUAAAAAACGAAAAAAUCUUUACUCCAUUUUAAAGCUGUAGGCAAUGUUCAAUAUUCCAUCUAAAAAUUAGGAUUGUGGUAAAUCUGUUUAAUUUAUCUCAGUGGCUUUUUCUAUAGACAAUAUUUGGGUGGUAGUAGGUGGUAUAUUUGGGUAAUAGGUUUAUUCAAAAUUUGGGUGGUAGUUUACAUGAUAUUUUGGCUGUAGUUUACAAAAAAUCUGGGUGGUAGUUUGUACAAAGGUUUUGGGUGUAAGGUUACACUAAAUUUGGGUGAUAGUUUACGUGAAAUUUGGGUGUAAGUUUACAUACAUUUUGAGUGGUUGUUUACAUACACUUUGGGUGGUAGAUCACAUAAAAUUUGGGUAGUAUUUUAUAUAUUUGUUAGGUAGUUUACAUUUUAGCUUGGUAUUUAAAAAAAAUUUGGGUGGUAAUUUACAAAACAAUUAGGGUGGUAUUAUUUUGUUAUAAGAUUACUGAAAAUGGCAUUGACUUAACAUUUUUUCUAUUGUUUUAUAUUACGUGGUGUGUACAAAGUUUGAUAUGGGACUAAGGUUAAAAAAUUUUUUUUAUCAACUAACAACUUAUAUAAAUUGUAACAGUUUUAAUUUUCAUUUACUUAAGAUAUUAAUUUAUCUUUGUUUUUUGUUUUUUUUUUUGUAUAAAGAUUUUUAUAUUUUAAAAGUUAACAUCAUUUCUAGACAGAUAAUCUAUAUUUUAAGAACAAUUUUUGCUGGAAUCUCAUUAUGGAAUAAAUAAUACAUUUUUAUUAUGUUCUUUAAAUUUCAAUUGAUUUGGUACAGUCACAUUAUAAAACUAAAAUGUUUUUCAGUAAUGAAAUUUAUUUGGUACCGUCACUUAUAAAAGGAAAGUAUUUUUCCUGUAAUUAGAUUGAUUUGGUACAGUCACGUUAUAAAAGAAAAAUAUGUAAACUAAAUUGAUUUGGUACAGUCAUGUUAUAAAAGAAAAGUAUUUUUCCUGUAACUAGGUCGAUUUGGUACACAGUCACAUUAUAAAAGAAAAAUAUUUUUCACGAAACAAAAUUGAUUUGGUAGAGUCACAAUAUAAAAAAAAUUUCAUAUAAAUAAAUUACAAUGGUGAUUUACUUGGUUUAACAAAAAAAUAAUUUUCCUCCAUUUUUUUCAAUAUCACCCCCCCCCCCC